This is a messenger RNA of Acanthaster planci (crown-of-thorns starfish), 2422 nucleotides long. RefSeq lists its product as uncharacterized. The record is from RefSeq and is a predicted model, not a curated record. NCBI's taxonomy places the organism in Eukaryota, Metazoa, Echinodermata, Asteroidea, Valvatida, Acanthasteridae.
GGGCGCAUGCUUAGGUUGACAUCUUGUUUUCAUUGGUUAACUGUCGUGCGUCAGUGUUGGCGUGUGCGCGUUUCCUACCACUGUCCAAGGUAGAAGUCAUCUCGUAGGGUUCAUCAUAGUCUGCUCAACCACUUUGACUUACAUCUCAACACCCAGGCUUCUGUCGUACAGCAAAGAGCACAACCCAAUCAAGUCCUUAUUUAUCUGUCUCGACGGAGCAUGAAAACCGAGGUGAUUUCAUCUUAACUUUCUUGGCUGUCUUGUUACAAAACUCUGCUCUUAAAAGAAGCAAACGGCAUCGAGUUUACGCGCCUGCUAGAGUUUCAUUCUAAGCUCUGACAUCCACUGCGUCGCAAUAUUUCUGACUCUUUUUACGCGAGUGCCUAAACUGCAUUAAGAGUUCCCCCCGAAAGGUCACAAUGAAUAAUUGGCCUAGUGUUGCCAUAGCAACAGUUACGUGCCUUUUGCUUUCGCCAAUCGCGUGCCUGCCUCUUCGUGACGUAGCUGAUGGCAACGACAGGCGGGAACGACUGAACACGUGGUUAGACCCCUCCGAUGCUAUGACAAAUCAGGGUUCCAAAGAGCUGGCAGAAUCGGCCAAGUCAAUGUUACUGGAUAAGCCAAGGGACUCGGGUUCCGUGCUGGAUUUACUGCUAGCUCUGCAAGACCCAAACAACCCUGGCGAUCAUGAAGGGUUCCUACGCAAACAACGACAGUCCAAAGUGGACGACUACGGUCACGGUAUGUUCUGGGGGAAAAGAGGUACUUGGCUACAUCAUGAUGAAAGGAAGAGUGGCAGAGCUGAUCAACAAAGCAAGAGGGCACAUGAUGAGUAUGGCUUCGGUCUAUUCUUUGGCAAGAGAGAUGGUGCAGAUUACGAUGACUUCACAUUGUAAAUUAUCUGACGAAUAAUUCAAACAAAUGAGGAGCACACAAAGCUUACUUGUUUCAUUGAAGGUUACCAAUAUAAAUUGACCCCAAGCCCUUUCGUGAGGAAAGAGAAUUUUGGAUUUUUAUGCAUUAGAAAUUUGAUUUAGGCCUAUGAAAAGGAGCAUGUAUUUUCAGUUAUCAUGAUAUUCACGUUUCAAGGGGAAAUCUUCAAAUUUGAUAAACAUUGUCUAGCUUCACCGAUUGAAAUUGGACUUCCUUUGUUCUAUUUCGUCGCUGUUUUGAAUCGAUUGUUGUGUUAUUUCGACUAUGCAGGGUUUGGACAGGUUGCGUGGAUUCCACAACUGUGCUAUUGACAUUCACGUCAUGCGCUAAUUUCAUGCCAAAAACAAGAGCUCUUUUUUUAUGAAAUAAAAGCUAUUCAAAGAGAAUUUUGCUUUUCUUUGCGGAGUAGGUCUGUUGUAUUAUACAUUGCAAAUGAAAUGUAUGAGAAAAGUGUUUUAAGUUUGAAAUUUGAUCGAAUUAUCAUUUAAGGCACUAAUGUAUGGACUUCACUCUCUCCUAUGAAUAAACUACGUAUGUAUUGUUGUAUACGAUCUUCUAUGUUUAAAUAGAAUAAUAUUCAGAUAGGAUUGAAAUUGUUCACUUUAAGGGGCGCACUUUCCGCCCAAUCUUGGACUCUUUUCAGCAUUGAAAGACAAAAGCUUGUAGACUUACAACAGAAAUUAAUAGCCGACCAUGAAGGAUGAGGGUUUACUCUCACUCAAAAACAACGCAAAACAUGGUUUGUGGGUGGCACGCGCCACAUUUAUUGUAGCUGUCAUUUCCGGGGAGUUCGGGCUCAUUGUCUUAAUAACAAUUAUUGGCUAUGGGACACCUGCAAAUAAUUAUAACAUUUCGACUGGCGCUUACAACCUUGGAAGUAAUGAGCUGAGGUGUGAUGAUAUCACACUGUGUUUACUGAUACAGGUGGGGACACACCAAAAGAUAAUUAAGUCCUUUACGGCAUAUGUUUUCGGUUUCAGGGCAAACUGGAUAUUACUUUGAUGGAAUAUAUAUGAACAUUAUUGUAUAAAUAUGUUUUAAACUAAACAAACCCACUGCUGUCGCUUAAUAAAAAUAUUGAAAUAGAUGCACGAUUUGUUAGCAGUUUUUGCCCAGUAUAAAGCACGCUUAGUGACAAACCAGCACUUGUAGCAUAUAAGUAACCUAAGGUAAAAGUUAGCCACAAAAUCAGACCUGACAUUAUAAAAAUGCCUGCCCGUGAACAUGAUGACCUUGUAAAGUGACACAGUGACGUCUGCAGAAUAUUCUAGUAUCGUCAUUUUUCCACAACUUUUUAUCAGUAUUUGUUUUAGAUAUUUAGAUUGCUAGUGAAUUCAGAUGUUCUUGAUGUUAUGCUAUAUUGUUACCUUUCAAGUAUUAUUCGCAAAUGCAAAAGGAUGCGACAGUUUCAUGUUCGAUUAAAGCCUUUGUACAAAGCAAUGCACAAGCAAACUCAUUCAAUUAAAUAAUCGAUUCCCAAAGCCUUUAA